AUGGGCCUCCUGCCGCUGUUCCUCCGGGCGGUCGCGCGGCUGGCGGCGUGCCUGGCCACCCGGCCGGUGUCCGAGACGGCGGCGACCGCGCUGUACCACGCCGGGGCGCUGCCGAGGGACCCCGCCCUGGAGCGCCUGGUCUGCGACGACAUGCUCGACGGCGGCGACGACGACUGCAUCCUGCAUUUCGUCGUCGGCGUCAUGAGGUCCUUGGGCUAG
Miscanthus lutarioriparius is the source of this 219-nucleotide messenger RNA. The record is from the annotation of a GenBank genome assembly. Lineage: Eukaryota; Viridiplantae; Streptophyta; Magnoliopsida; Poales; Poaceae.